This is a messenger RNA of Acyrthosiphon pisum (pea aphid), 3037 nucleotides long. Its product is annotated as protein O-mannosyl-transferase TMTC1. The record is from RefSeq and is a predicted model, not a curated record. The transcript is spliced from 15 exons. The coding region runs from base 441 to 2690 and encodes 749 amino acids. NCBI's taxonomy places the organism in Eukaryota, Metazoa, Arthropoda, Insecta, Hemiptera, Aphididae. Gene Ontology annotation, molecular function: protein binding.
GGCACUUUGGCAGUUUGGCGUGCCGGCGCCGUCAGUACCCGCUGGUAUAUUGUGCUCGCCACUCGGUAGUCGCGGUGUCGCAAUGCGGUGCGCAUCGGUACGGUCGUCGUCCGCGCGCGGUGUACCGUCCAACGUCGGGCGGCCCGGUAACGCGAUAUUAUGGCAAUAAUAUUUUAAUAUAACAGUAUUAUUAUACCGUCGCAUCGCCGCAUAAUAUUAAACCAAAAAAAAAAAAAAGAAUCGCAGACAGUCCGCGAUUUUCUCGUUCGAUCGUAUUAAUUUUUUUCUAGUUGUUACGAAACAUUACAUAACAUUACACCGAUUUUUGUCGAUUACAUAAUAAUUUUUCAAUAAUAUUAUCAUCAUCGUUGUUUCGUUGCUCACCGUUCGCGCGGCGGCAUGGUUGUUGUGACGGUGGUACAGGUGGUGGCCGUCGCACGAUGAGGUGGUCGCCGCAUUAUCAUAAUCACAACAACAACAACAACCCGAUACAGAAUCAGCAGUACCAUCAGUACCACCACGGUUGCGGCGCCGGCGGCGGCAGUGGCAGUGGCGUCGGCAGGCGCGCCCGACCCAGACACGGGUGGCCCGAGGCCGCGGUCGCCGUCUACGCGGCCGUCGCCGUGGCCGUGAUCGUGUGCUAUUGGAACGGUCUGCGCGGCGAUUUCGUGCACGACGACAUACCGGCCGUGGCCAUGAACGCCGACGUGCUGGGCACCGGCUCGCUGGCCCGCGUGGCCACCAACGACUUCUGGGGCACACCGCUGUCGGACCCCAACAGCCACAAGUCGUAUCGACCGCUGACCACGCUGACUUUCAGAUUGAACCAUUAUGUAUUUGGACUUCAACCUGUGUGGUUUCACGUGGUUAACGUUAUACUUCAUGGCCUUUGUAGCGUUUUGUUUGCCCGCCUGUGCAUUUCAGUUGCCGGAUUAGAACAUAAAUAUGGACUUUUAGCUGGAAUUGUUUUCGCUGUCCAUCCGAUCCACACAGAAGCGGUAACGGGAAUCGUCGGAAGAGCAGACGUAUUGGCGUGUCUAUUUUUUCUAUUGUCAUUUUUAACGUAUCAUGACACACGAUGGAAACGCAGAGAACGGGUGUUGCUUAGCUGUACAUUUGGAGCGUUAUCAAUGUUGGCCAAAGAAACCGGGCUAAUGGUCCUUUUAGUAAAUCUGGCUUACGACAUAUAUUCUUCGUGGGGCCAUAUUAAAAAGUCAUUGGUGGAACACAAACAGACUGAGGAAUAUAAUUCAUUCACAAGAAGGGUUCCAAAAACUAUAGCAGCGACAGUUGCACUGUUAACGUUUCGACUGUACAUGCUUCAAGGCAGUUUACCGAAAUUUACUGAGCCGGACAAUCCUGCAGCGUUCCAUGACAGCUCAAGAGUCAGAUUUCUCAGCUAUAGUUAUGUGGCUGCGUUCAACCUGUGGCUGAUGUUAUGUCCAUCGGCUUUGAGUCACGACUGGCAAAUGAAUUCACUACCGUUGGUCACGUCUUUGUAUGAUAUCAGAAACAUUGGAACAUGUGUAGCUGCAGCAUUCUUGUUGUGCAUUACGUGCAAGAUAUUAUCCGACAUGGACACACAAAAACAUAGUCCUCAAGUUUUGGCAGCUCUUUUACUCAUCAUCCCUUACAUUCCUGCUUCCAAUCUUCUAGUGACAGUAGGAUUCGUGGUGGCUGAAAGAGUACUGUACAUACCCAGCAUGGGACUCAUUUUGCUAUGCGUAUAUGGACUUCAAACUAUCCUGAAUCACAAAAAAUCAUCGAACAGGGUGGUAAUGACGACGAAAUUCUUUGUGGGCUUCACACUAUUCGUAUUCGUAGCUAGAACCGUACUGAGAAAUAGUGAUUGGAUGUCUAGACCGACAAUCAUUAAGGCCGGUUUGAAGACUCUGCCACACAAUGCCAAAAUGCACUAUAACUGGGCGAACUACCAAAGGGACGUAGGGGACACGCAAACAGCUGUAAAUCACUACAGAGAGGCGUUAAGGUUAUGGCCAUCUUAUGCGAGUGCUCACAACAAUUUAGGCACGCUGAUGGAAAGGUCCAGGGAUGCUGAACACCAUUUUUUGGCCGCAAUCCGAUAUUCACCAGGGCACGUUAACGCUCAUUACAACUUGGGUCAAGUGUACAGGUUGAUGAACCGGACCAAAGACGCAGUGGCCAUGCUGGAACGAUGUCUCAUGUUGAACAACGGUUACACAGCUGCAUACUUGCUGUUGGCCAAAUUGCACACGGGAAGCCAAACUGGACGACUGUUGAAACACGUUGCUGCCUAUCAGCCCAAAAACCCAGAACAUCAAGCUCGUUAUGCUCGUUGGCUUCGCGAUAACCGUCGUGUGGCCGAGGCUUUAAUUUAUUAUAAAAGAGCCAUGGCUGUGAAUAUGGAACACAGGGAGUCUGUUUUGGGUUUAGCCCGUGUACUUAGAGACCGAGGACAGAAAUCCAGAGUUUACAGACUUAUAACUUGGUGGCAGUCGACGAGACGCAGACACUCGGUGCCCGGCGGCGGUCGGAUCGUGUUCGCCGGCGAUCUCUACGUCAAGGGAUGGCAGCUGUACAAACAGGGCCAGACCACGGCGCCUCUACCUUCGGCCGGAGAGCCACCUCCGAGACGACAAAACACUGACGGAAAAAUGUCAAUGUGCAACGGUGUACAACUAUCCCACGUGAUGAUCCCUGGAAAGUGACAGUGGAUUAAUGAAAAACACGUAAAGAAAAUAUUAUCUUCGAUCGGUUGACGGUGGAUAAAUGCAGACGACCAGGACUGUAGACGAGGGAAUGGCAUACGAAACAAAAUAAACGAUCAUUAUAUACUAUAUAUAAUAUAUACCUAUACUUAUUUGCUAUGAUAUUAUUAUAUAAAUAAAACAACUGUAGCCGACGUAAAAAAAAAAUAUAUAAUAUUAAUAAUAAUAAUAAUAAUUUAUGUUAUAAGAAAAAAAUAAUAAUCAUUGUUUACUGAAAUAAUAUUUAUUAUGGACUUGUAUAAUAAUAUAGUGAUUUUAUUUGUAUAAAAUUGAAAUUUGCUACCGAA